This is a messenger RNA of Amoebophrya sp. A25, 4252 nucleotides long. Lineage: Eukaryota; Dinophyceae; Syndiniales; Amoebophryaceae. The record is from the annotation of a GenBank genome assembly.
CGGAAAGAACAGCGCUAGAAGCAAGCGAAACGCAAAAAAGUAGUAACAUCAAGUCCUCUAGGUUAAUUAAAGUUGAACCAUAGAUAUUGUUGAUCCAGUACUAUCUCUGUUUCUAGUUCUACUUCUCUUCUCCGAGUUGGACCAGCAAGUAUUACUUUUUUAUGUUCACCACGACCACAGGCUGUCAGCAUGAAUAUUUAGGCUUUCAAGUUUGACUUUAUAAUCUUUGAGAAGUAAGCAAAACCAUAUCUUCUUCACGAACUACCCUAUCACGAGCAUUAUAUAUUUAUAAGGUUGCUUUCCAGCACGACAAAAAAAUGACGCCUGCUACCUUCUCGGACCGCAAAUUGGUCGCUCCGACUUUGCCCAUAUGUCGGCAAUUUGAACGUGGGGAGUGCGACAAGGCUGCCUGCAAGUGGGCUCAUGUGGAGAUGUACGACAACGUCAGAAGGAUCCGAGGUGAAGUGCAAGUUUGCGGAGAUUUCCUGCGGAACGCGUGCAACCGAAUAGACUGCAAGUACUACAACUACAACUACUACUUAUUUGUUGGAUUUUUUAAUUUUUAUGCAACCAUACAUGACGUCGAUAGAUUGCAAGUACUAAAACUUCACCUGCUUGCACAACUGCAUUUUUUAGAUCUACAUCAUCAUCAUGAUCGUCAUCGUCUACCUACGUCAGCUGUCUCGGGAUAUCACUUGGUUUUUUUACCUAAACUACCUGGUAUUGGAACAAAAUCGAUGAUCCAUUUCGAUGUAUUGAGAGUUGAGAAGAACGCGUUAUUUUCAUAUUGAUUUUGAAACCAAAACCUUACCUAAAAAACCAAAAGUAUUUUAUCUGUGUCUACUUUCAACAAGAAUAUAAAAAGGUUCUUCCACGCUCCUCCAGAGUGGUGUCUACUUUCAACAAGAAUAUGAAAAGGUUCUUCCACGCUCCUCCAGAGUGGUGUCUACUUUCAACAAGUACAUUAUGAAAAGGUUCACUCCUGGCUCUCGCAACAUUCCUCAAUGGAGAGGCAGAGAAAGACUUCGGAUUUCGGUAUAACGAUUCAACUACAACUCCAAAACAAGAAUAUAAAAAGCAGGUUCUUUCACGCUCCUCCAGAGUGGAACCAAAACUCUACCUAUAAACCAAAAAUAUUUUAUCUGUGUCUACUUUCAACAAGAAUAUAAAAUAAAGGUUCUUUCACGCUCCUCCAGAGUGGAAUUUGCACCGGUCAAAAAAAUGUGUUGCCGUGUGCGAGAAGUUUAUGAACAACGAGUGUUUCCUCCUCCAGUCCGAGUGCAACGCCGCUCAUCCUGAAGACUCCAACGUGCUGACUGACGUGUCGGUGUCUGUGUGCGUGGAGUAUUUGAUCGAUCCACUCCGUUGCUCGGGUACCGACUGCCGAUGCUACCACCCUCCGGAAGAUCAUGUCCUGUUUCAACAACUGAGAAAACAGGUGCUAGCACAAAAAGCCAGAUUAUUAAGGGUAGGUUAAAGGUGCUUUUCUUACCGCUUUUUAUGCCUCUCCUAAGGGAGAAAGGCAUAACAAGCGGGGUAAGCGAGCACAAAAAACCUACCUCUAAGAUUAGAACAGAAAGCCGAAGUGUUACCUCAGAGAGGGAAUGUGUCAUUGAAAAUAUUGAACAACAGUACUAGACCGGGUAAUGCUGGUGCGGCGAGAGGCGGAAGAGGCACAGCACGAGGAGGUCAUCAAUCUAGUACAGCACGAGAAGGAGGAGCAGCUUUACCCCCAGGUGUUUCUAGUGGUAAUUUGAGAAGUCUUUCUUCAAUUAAGACUUCCGGAAAUCUCCCAUUUUGAAUCGUGUAUCUUGGAGCUCCGUCGCGUAAGGGGAAAAAGGGCCCAACAAGAUGAGUAAUAUCAAGAUGGGAGAUUUCUGGAAGGUCUAACUCAAUAGGAGCCGGAGGUGCGAGUCGUGGGCGUGCACAACAACGACCACCUCCGAAAUUACAACAGAUUCCUUCCACUGUGGGCAAUAACCCGAUGGCAACGAGUAUCGACUUCGGUGAUCUUGGUGGCAGCAUAGAUGCUUCAGAACUCGAGUUUCCUCUUCAGACCGUUAAGGCGCAUCAAUCAACCGUGGUUCGUAUGAAGGAAUGAAUGAGUGAGUUUCUAUCUAUUAUUGGUUUAGGCGUUGUUGGCCUAGUGGUUUAGGCGUUGGCUUAGUGGUUUAGGCGCUGGCCUGUUCACUUAUCAGGAUCCUCACUUUUGGAGCUCCUACGUUUUAUUGUUCCGCCCACAUUAGCUGUCUACUUCUAAGAGAAGCGACGACUUCGACUUGACUGGCGGCGACCAGGACUACGACAUUAUCGAUCCCUCUGGCACGGAGAAGCAAAUCCACAUGGAUCUAGAUGCGGGAGACGAAAUUGAUGAAAACGGCAACCUUGUUUGCAGAGAAGUGUUGGGCGAGGAUAAUCUUUUGUUAAGGCUCAUCAAAAUAAUUCAUCAUAUUCACUGCGGUCAUCAAAAUAAUUCAUCAUAUUCACUGCGGGGCGUGUGACUGAAGGUAAACUUUACUGUAGGGUAGGAGGUACUUUCCAACUGGUUGGCCUCACGAGUAGACACUGAUAGCUACAUAAGAGGUACCAUUACAUGACAUGACAGGACCUACAAUCUAGUCCAAUCAUCAUCAUACUCACUUUCACGUUUAUCAGGGUCAUCUUUGUCAUCUUUCUUUGUAUCCUCCCUAGGAUCUAAAAAAGUACUUGAAGAGAUGAAGUUAUCCUUUCGAGCUCUAAUUUUGUUGACUUCAACUGACGGUCCUGGGCGCGGAAGUUCUGUGAGCGGCAUGGAUCGUGGCGGUGACCAUGGAGGGAGAAAAGCGAGAUCACUAGAUCGAUAUGGUCGAGAGCGUUGCAGCGACUUCAAAUUGGGCCGUUGCAACAGAGGGAUGAAUUGUAAAUUCAGUCAUGACAGAGGAGACGACUUCGAACCUCCGCCCGGAGGAGUGUUAAGGCUUCUACCGCAGUUGGAGCACCUUCCUUGCGAGCGUCUUGCCCGCUGGACACUUCUUUUUCCUCUUGGCAAAGGCUAGUGCCGCGGCUAGAGCAUAAUAAAUAUCCUUAGUGUCAGUCUUCAUCCUUCUUAGGCACUUCUUUUUCAACUAAAGGUAGAAAAAAAUAGUGCCUCAGGAAGACGCGGCUCUCAAAGAAGCAGAUGCUCUCAAGCGGUAGCUCCUCUAAGAAUCAGCAAUGCUGGAGGAGGACUCUUUUCAUCGGGUGUGGGCGGACAAUCAGCGAUCAGAGGAGGAGCUCCCCAACAAAACAACAGUGCUUUCAUACCAGUUGCGGGAGGAACAAUUCUUGGGGUACUUGGACUAAUAUAGACUAAGUCUUAUUGCGGGAGGAACAAUUCUUGGGGUACUUAAACUUAUAGACUAAGUCUUCUAAGAGAAAAAUAGUAUAAUUAAUAGUUGUUACUAACUAGUAGUAUCGCGUCAUUCUUUUCCCAGAAUAAAGAUCCUACAACAAACAACUCACUUAAUAAAGUUAAACAUAUCACAUAAUUCUUUGUAUGGUUCUGGUAUUUGGUAGCCUGAAUUUGAUCCUAAGGGUUCUCUUCUUGUUUUCCCUUAUGAUCAAAUUCAGGCUCUCACUAAAAUACCGGAGCCAUUCACUCUCUCACUAAAAAAAUGCUACAAAUGAUCCUACACCAGGGUGGUCCAGCACAACGCGAAAUAUGCAAGGAUUUUCAGAACGGGAAGUGCAAGCGCGGCGCUAAUUGCAAAUUUUCACACGAUAUCGGAAACAUCAUCUCCAGUGUCGCUGGUGUUACCAAUAACUAUUCGGGGUCUUUUGGCGGACCAUCUUCCACACGAAGUGGCAGCAUGCGUUCUGCACCGAGAGGCGGAAGAGGCCGAGGAGGACGAGGAGACAGUAGUUAAGGCUUGAUUUUCCCCCUAUUCAAUAAACAACUCUUCAACAUUGACCUCUUGCCAGGCACAUCAAUCAAUAAAUCAAUCAAGUUGAUCAAUUCUCACUACCUGCUAAAGAACCUAGUAGGAAGCAUCUACAACUUGCUUGCCAGUAUACUUAUAUCUCCAAGUACUUAGAUAGAAAACGCGUCAACAUCAAAGUUGUAAGGUGGGUACUUAUUUCCUAGUACAACUUUCAAGAUGUGAACUGUCAUCUCGGUACAACCUAUAGUACUUACGCUCUAGAACAGGGAAAGUGGUCUAAUGUCCACGACGAUCAAGAAGUAGAGGGCGACGUGGAGGACGUGACCGCUCACGCGGAAGAGGAGACGAAAUGA